AAUCGAAGUAAAUGUGUGGGUGGGACUAUAUCUAGCUGCAAAAGUUGGAUUUCUGCAGCAAUGUCUAUUCCUGGUGCUCUGCUGUUGCUUGUAGCCCUGGCUACUAGUGGACAAUGUACUGAUAACUGCUAUGACCACCAGACAGUGGACUACAAAACAAGCUUCUCCCCUGUAGAGUGUGGACAACAAUGCUCAGUCACUCCAUUCUUCUCACCUGAUCACUCUGUGAACAUGUACCUGGACCUCAUAGAGUCAGCAACGGAGUCUAUAGAUAUCUACACACCUGGUUUUACCAGUUGGAGUAGAUGCACAUACUACAAAAAAGCGUGUGAUAAUGAGUGCAUUGGUUGCAGCCUUACGGAACAACGAAACGAAUCAUUCCCGAUCUUUCCAGCCCUCCUCAAUGCUAUGCAUCUAAGAAACGUGUCCGUUCGACUACUAACUAACAACUUCUCCCAACCAACUUGCCAAGAUCGAAUUACACCACUAGACUGGCUAUUCCUAAAUGGAGCUGCUAUUAAAUUUUAUCAAACCACAACUUUCAUGCACUCCAAAUAUGUGAUGGUCGAUAAAGGAAAGAGAACAUCCGUCUCAUCAGUCAACUUCAGUCAGACCUCAUUCACAAAGAAUCGAGAAGCUGGUGUAGUUCUAGAAAAAUGUGACUGUCCUACGAUAGCCUUCUACAAGUCUGUAUUUGACUCAGACUGGGCCACAGCUGACGAAUACGUUAUCACAAGCAAGUACAGCACAUCUGAGCUGGACUAUAUCACAGACAAGUCUCUUAUGGAGUACCCCUCUCCCCCACGCUAUGUUGUCCCCGGGGCUUAUGUAACACCACUAACAACGUACGAUGCUGUGACGGUGAGGAACGGGUACACUUCCCCGGACAAUGCUCGCACCACUAUCAUGGACCAACUCAAGAGUGUCAAGUCUAGUCUAGAGGUGGCUAUAUACCAGAUCACUGACAAGGGACUAUGUGAUCAGAUCAGCACGCUACACCACAAUGGCGUCAAUGUUUCCCUACUUGUGUCAGCCACCAUUGUCUCCUCCACUGACUGGAAAGACGCUCAACAAUGCUACUGUCAGCUGUACCAAAAUGGGAUGAAGGAUAUUCAAAAGUCCCUCAAAAACUUUAGGUUUGCACAUCAAAAGUACUGGAUUAUUGACGGGAAAGCUGUUCACCUUAGUACAGGUAAUUGGAGUCCCAGUGAUUUCCCGAGUGGUGAGGUAUACCCUGCACAUGCCCCACAUAGCGUGAACAGAGACCUACUGGUUGCCAUGGAGGGGGAGGACAUUGUCAACGCCUUCUACACAGUGUUCCAGAAUGACUGGGCAGCUGGCACAGAAUGGGAACCAAAGUAUUGCAACUAAAACUAAAAAAAGGACUGGAAUGGGAAGCACUGAAGCUACACCGAGAAACUUUGCUUGUGUAUUAAUGUAAUUAUUAGCUUGAUUUGUACCUUCUAAUGACUAUUCACGUUUAAAUGUCUAUUAUUCAGGCUCA
This is a messenger RNA of Halichondria panicea, 1504 nucleotides long. RefSeq lists its product as uncharacterized. Lineage: Eukaryota; Metazoa; Porifera; Demospongiae; Suberitida; Halichondriidae. Bases 61 to 1371 code for a protein of 436 amino acids. The transcript is spliced from 4 exons. Gene Ontology annotation, molecular function: RNA endonuclease activity producing 5'-phosphomonoesters, hydrolytic mechanism. The record is from RefSeq and is a predicted model, not a curated record.